Molecule: messenger RNA, 4773 nt
Organism: Pectinophora gossypiella (pink bollworm)
Lineage: Eukaryota; Metazoa; Arthropoda; Insecta; Lepidoptera; Gelechiidae
Product: E3 ubiquitin-protein ligase RNF123-like
Exons: 36
Coding region: 104-4498 (1464 amino acids)
Cellular component (GO): cytoplasm
Molecular function (GO): protein binding; ubiquitin-protein transferase activity
Source: RefSeq, a predicted model, not a curated record
UUCAUCUUGCAAUGCUAUAUGUUAAAGCUCGAAAGCGUGAGCUUAGAAUAUAGCGCAUACUCCUUCAUGUUUGAUUUAGGUGUAAGAAGUCAACCGGAUUGUAAUGAUGAAUGUCCUCAAGUCGAUGUUCGGGGUGUGCAGCGGGUCGGGGGAGAAGGGGGAGGUGCACGACACCAUACGACGCAUCUUCGGCAACGAGAUGGUCAUGAAGGAUAACACGGACAAACAUAACCAGAGGUCCAAAUACCUGAGCCACAUACGCGAAAAUCUACCGAAGUUGUUGGACUCCAAAACUGUCAGUCACAAGUCAAAACCUUCCAAGAAACAUGCGCCAAUCGCUCCUGAGCCAAACGAGGCUGCAGAUGAGAGGCCAGGCCGGAUAGGACCGAAGAUUGUAGUCUUCGAUGCUUCUACUGGUACUGGCAGACUGGUUCUAGUUGGAGACGAGCGGGUGAGCGUGCAGGGGUUGUCAAGCUUCGCGACCAUCAGGGCGACGGCGUGCGCGUACGCAGGCAAGUGGAUGUACGAGGUGCAGCUCGGGACUAAGGGGAUCAUGCAGAUCGGCUGGUGCACAUCAGCGUGCACGUUCUCAAUGGACACGGGCGUGGGCGACACGGCCCACUCGUACGCAUACGACGGUGGGCGCAUCAGGAAGUGGAACGUGGCGACCACGCCCUUCGGCCAGGCGUGGCUGCCCGGUGACGUCAUCGGCUCCUGCCUCGACCUCGACAAAGGCACGCUGGCGUUUUAUAGGAACGGGGUGUCAAUGGGGGUGGCCUUCGACAAGGUGGCCCACGGCGCAGGCCUCGCUUACUUCCCAGCUGUCUCCCUCGCCAUGCAGGAGCACCUCUACGCCAACUUCGGACAUGUACCCUUCGUGUUCCCGGUAGACGGUUACGCGCCGCUGCAAUUGCCUCCAACCAAAGAGUGUAAUAGAGCUGCUUUGCUAUUCAAGAGUUUAGAAGCCCUACUGGAUGAGAUGGCCAAGAUGACUGACCUGAAGCCAGCGCUCAAUGUGAAGAACAGUAAGUCAAGGUCAGAGCACUCGAAGACGACAGAGGACGAAGUGGCGCUCCGUAUCCACAGUUCCAGCUCGGUGUACAGCCCCAAGCACUCCCCUCACGCCGUGGUGGACACGCAGAACUCUGAGGUCAAGAAGAUAUCCAGAAAGGCCUUCCUCAUGUCCAUCGCUCGGCUGGUAGUGAUAGAGAUGGGCAACGUGCUUCGUCUAUCAUACGUGGUGGUAGCUGAGCUGCUGCCGAGGAUGCGAGGGGCGCUCGGAGUCAAGUCCAGAAGCAUACAGGUGGAAUCACACGCGCUGGACUUCUAUACGAAGGCUAAGGACGAGAAUUUUGUACACCUGGGAGCGAAAUUCCUAGCACAGCCACAGCCUCGACUGUGUACGAUGUUGGACCUGCUGUGGACCUUCCUGGACGAAUCCGCGUUGUGUGACGUGUUGGAGCACUGUGUCGUCAGGGAGUGCUUGCUGUUUGACCUCGUCUCCCCGGACAUGACGUUCACACACCAGAUCGACUGCGUGUACGUGCUGUGUGGUCUGAUGCAGCACCGGGAGACCAGACAUCACCUCAUCAAAUACGUGUUCUUCAAUAAAAUCACGUUCGACAACUUCCUGAACAUCAAGUGUCCGGACGACACCGUGCUGCGCACUGUCAUCCGCAAGCCGUGGUGGCAACGACCCUGCGCUGUGCACGGCGAAACCGACCCUCGGAUAGCUGAAAUGGCUGAAAAAGGAACUAUCAAAAGGUCUCCAUUUGCACCAUCCGAUUCUGACAAAAUGUCCAAACUGAUGCCAGUGCUGGAUGAUACUGCAUUAGAAGCUCAGUACAAAGAAGACUGUGACAAGAUUACUAAAGCUGUGUCGCCUUUGGAACAUAUACAGCUAGAGUUCCUAUUGAUGCUGCUAGACAACACGGACGGCACGGACAUGGUGCCGUCAUCCAGGAAGAUAUUCAUGGAGAAGUUCCGGCGGUACAUCAUGGACAACUGCAUACUCGAUAUGAGGCUGUUCAACAUUUCCCGCAACUCGCCAGCUAUCUCCUGGUGCUGCCACGCUCGCCUGCUGACGGCCGUGCUGCAGCUGUGGAGUGAGAGCCCUGUUGGAAACCCUCACCUGCCGCCACACCUGCCUGCCAGGACCUUCAUCGAUGGCGAGCUGGACUUCUACAAUGUAGACCGGCUCGGCGGAGUAUUGCCAUUUCUAGUCCGAACGCUGCGACAGGACCUGAUCAACGUGCUUGGCGAGGACAACCCGUUCAUACAGAGCUUCGAGCCCAACUACAACAGAGCAGGAGGUAUUGACACAGGGGUGAGCGACAUGGCGGCGGGCUCCCCAGGGCUGGCCACGCUGCCACAGGUCAUCUCCUCGAUGGCCAGGUUUAUGCACCCACCCAUGCCACCAAUGCCCAACAGAACCACAGGAGAGACGGCAUUGGCACUGAAGGGCACCAGAUCAAUGAUGCCUGGAGCGGGCGCCAUCGACGUGAGGUCAGCCCAGCUGCGGCUCGUGGAUGGACUACUGGCUCUCUACCACGGUGCUGCCAUCAAACACGCUGAAAAGCUGUGCGAACUACGGGACAACAUCCUGGACAUGGCAGACUGUCUCCACGACAUCGAGUUCCGCAUCUACUCUGUUGCAGCAGACCUGCAAGCUGGCGCAAACGGAGAACUAUCUGAACAAGAAAAUAUCAAGAGACAACUGAUGGAGAAAAUCCUGAAAGAGCUCGAAAGAUCCAAAGCUGUUUAUGAGGAGAAGUUAGAAGCGGGCGCGUUACAAAUGGCGUGGGUGAUCGGAGCCAUCUGGACGAAACAACGCCAGUCGGAGCUGGCUAAACACUUCUGCGGUACCCUGCAUUCCAUGCGGCUCGCCUCCGACCCUGACUACGCAGUGCAUACGCAGGUGGCCAGUAAGGAAAUUCUACCAGGCAAGAGUUCCAUACUCGGUGGUACCAGCUACGCGUCGUUGCAGCUGGAAUAUACAUCCAGUUCGGACCAGAGCCCCCAAAGUCCAACUUCAAGAGCUACGACACCACGAAACAGAUCACAUUCUCAAAUCGGAGCUCCAGGAAACACGACAAGCCAGCAAGAGUUUGCCGAGUCCUUGUUCGCCUUCGUCCCGGAGUACCACGUGGACGCCAUGCUGGAGCUAUGCAACACCUUGAGGCUGUACAUGCAUCCGACUGUACCGGUACAACAAGUGCCAGAAUGGGACGAGCUGGUGGUGUCGUGCGCAGCGUUCCUGUGUUCGGAGUUCGCAGACCAGCGGAUAGUGUUGGCGAGCACGCGGGAGUCGCUCGUGCAGACGCUCGCCUCGUUUGCUACGCAGCCAGCGACCAUGCGGGCCAUAGAGAGGGUGCCGAUGAAACAGCAAAUGUGCAUGGUGGAAGAGCUGGUGCGACCGUAUCAGAAUCGUGCGUGGGCGCAGAGCAACUGGGUGCUGGUGCGGUUCUGGCACGGGUCUGGGUUCGGCUUCCGACAUCGACAGUGGCCGCAUCUUGCAGCCAGGUACGGAGACAGAGAGCCAACUAUAAACAACUUGGGGGCCAAGGUGGACGCUGGAUUGAUGAGUCAGUGCUUUGGCCCUUGUCCAUCAGAAGUGAUCCAGUCCCGGAUCAAGGACUACCUAUCUGCACAUCCUAAAGAAGCCGCAGCGUUCUUCAACUCGCUACUCAGUCAGCUGAACUGGGCAUUCUCAGAAUUUAUCACCAUGAUGCAGGAGAUGGACCGCGUCAGCAUAGACGCUCACCUGGAGUCCCGUCAGAUCAAGCUUUGCGCGACAUGUUUUGACCUGUACCACGGCCUGGCCCGCGCGUUGGAGAUGAUCCUCCACUUGGCACCGAACCUGCUCACCAAGCCUGAGGCCUGCGACAACCAGAACGAACUGCUCUUGGGGAGAACCUGUCAGAUUCUAAUGGCAGUGGUGUCUCGAGUAUGCGUGCGCGGCGGCGGCGGCGCGGGAUUCGCUCGCCUGGUGGCGCGGGGGCUGCCAGACACCGACAGAGUGCACUACUAUGUUGCGCUCGCGCCGGUAGCUGGCUGCCUCAUCAGGAUGAUGGACCCUAAGCUCAGUGCUGAUCACCUGGACAAGGUAACAAAGGCGUUGGUGACGGAACCACUGUUUCGCGUCGAUGGACUCGAGUUCAUGCUUGGAAAGUCCAAGGAUAGCAAACACUUCUCAUUCUACAAGUAUCCUGACGAUGUGACGGUAGACGAACUAAAAGCGCUGGAGAUAGUUGUGGAUCGUCUGCGCAUUGCGCGUGAGACGCUGGUAAAGGCGAAGUCCCCGGGCUCCAGCGGGGCGCAGUCCGACUUGCUGUGCACCAUCUGCUACGCCAGGCCUGCGGACACCGCCUUCGUGCCGUGUGGACACCAUUCUUGCAGAGCGUGUAUAAUGCAGCAUCUACUGAAUAGCAAGCAAUGUUUCUUCUGCAAAGCGGAGAUAGAGUCGGUACGAGAGAUAGAACCAGCAGCUAACAACUGAACACUUAGCUCAUACAAUGUCUUAUAUCCACUAGUACUUAUUUGAAUUUAUCGUUCUUGCGUAGUUUGGAAGUAUUACCAUACUUCACCUACGCACCGCUACCUACGAAAGGUGCCCCUUUCAGAGAUUUUACAAAAGCUUUUGACAACAUCUUCGCUAGAUAAAAAGUGAUAUUUCUUUUCACAUGCCUUUUGAUUUUCAAUUUGAAAUACUUUAUUAAAAAGUUGCAGAUAUGGAAUUGAUCAGAAAUUAUGAUUCAUGCAAUAUUUUUAACA